Molecule: messenger RNA, 2013 nt
Organism: Morone saxatilis (striped sea-bass)
Lineage: Eukaryota; Metazoa; Chordata; Actinopteri; Moronidae
Product: 3-beta-hydroxysteroid-Delta(8),Delta(7)-isomerase-like
Exons: 5
Coding region: 882-1583 (233 amino acids)
Biological process (GO): cholesterol biosynthetic process
Cellular component (GO): membrane; endoplasmic reticulum
Molecular function (GO): cholestenol delta-isomerase activity; C-8 sterol isomerase activity; steroid Delta-isomerase activity
Source: RefSeq, a predicted model, not a curated record
CUCUGCGUUGUGGCCGCAGCAACCCCGGUUCGAAUCCGGGUCACGGCAGGGUUAAAUCCCUGACACGGCUUGGGAGGAUUUUUUUUUUCCUUUAUCACAGAAGUUAUGAAGUUAAAGUAUUGCUACGGUGUCGCGCCAAAACAGGGAAUUUAUUUAUUUUUAUUUAACUAUCGAUUCCUGCAUUGCACGUUUAUUUAUUCAUGUGCACUUCCUCCAUAUGGGUGAACUGCCUGUGUAUUUAGUUCGCUGACUAUGCCAGUUAAUUUAAGUUUGUUUUCAGGCAAUUUCAAUGUAAUGUCUUUUCCUUCAUUGAUAUUUUUUUUUAUAAAUCUCUUGGUUACGUUGCAGUAUCAUCAUAUAUAUUUAAAGGUUACCUCGGCGCGAUGUUGUUCUAACUCAUUUCUGCGUAGUGCUCUGUGGACUCCUGCAGCCACGUCAAAGUGAAAGAUCUACGUUAGAAAGAGUCGAACUAGUAAAAUAAUUCAUUUUAAAAUGCAAUAUCUUUACAUAAAGAGCCGUAAUAAUUCACCCUUCACCGAGUGUUGACAUAUUUUACAACAGUGUUCAUGAAAAGAGGGGACGGUCGUUGGGAGUAAGAGACGCGUUUUCAUUGGUGGUUGCCAACGACAACGUCCAUGUUCCGAGAUGAAGAGCCAAUCAACGGGCCAGCAGAUCGCAUGUGCCGCUAUGUCUAUGCAUACGGUCAUCUGAUUGGUCGUUGCGAUCACAAGUACCUGCCCCAUACUCUAGUUAGUUCCGCGGUUGAGUUUAUCUGGCUAUGUAGUUAGAAAGCAGUGGAUAACUGGACCUCUAACAUAUUAUUAUUUUUUAAAUCAUAUAUCAUUAAUUAACGCUGUGAGGCUGGACAUUCACUCUGGUAGAUGAUGGAUGCCACAUCAGCAACUGGAGUUCUUCAUCCCUACUGGCCACGGGACCUUUUGAUUCCCACCUAUGUUGCCAAUGACCGAUCUAUGUCAGAGAUUCUGGUGUUCCUGUUUUCUGUGUCUGGGGUGUUUCUGCUUGUGACCUGGCUGAUCACCGGCCAGAAAGGGGCCACCGGCAGGCUGGGGACGUGGAGGCGUCUGGCCGUGUGCUGGUUUGCUGUGUGUGGUUUCAUCCAUGGUGUCAUUGAGGGCUGGUUCUCACUGUAUUAUGAUAUUAUUCCCGGAGACCAGAGCUUCCUGUCACAGCUCUGGAAAGAGUACUCCAAAGGAGACAGUAGAUACGUAAUAGCGGAUAACUUCACAGUCUGUAUGGAGACUGUGACUGCGUGGUUAUGGGGACCCUUCAGCUUUUGGGCAGUGUUUGCCUUCUUAACUAACAAGCCCUACCGAUUUGUUCUGCAACUCAUCAUUUCAUUAGGUCAGCUGUAUGGAGCAGUGCUUUAUUUCUACACGGAGCACAGAGAUGGUUAUGCUCACAGUGAGCUGGGACACCCAGUCUACUUCUGGUUCUACUUUGUGUUCAUGAAUGUGCUGUGGGUCGUGAUACCGCUAGCGCUCAUUUUGGAUGCAUGGAGGCAGCUGUCAGCAGCACAGGCACACACUGACAGCACAAAGUCACACAAGUCAAAGAGGAACUGACCAGUGGCGGUCUAAAAAGAGCACCAGUACGCAGAAAUUCAUGCAAGUGAUGCAUUUAUGGUAAACAGGUUUCAAACCCUGGUUAAUAUUAACAUCGGUUACUGGUAAAGAACCAUAGAAGGCAUUUUAUCAUGUUUCAUUUACCAUAAGGGCGUCCAAGAGGGAUCUUUUUCUGUGUUUUUUAACUUGGGGGCAGUUACAAGAAGAACUUACUGUGGGACAGUAAGACAAUGACUGCUGGAGAGUGAAGGGAAAGGACAGCUGGAGAGAGCAUACAUUUUGUUGUCGCUGAUAAACACUACGUUCAGAGAUGAGACAAAAUAAUUAAUUAUUGGACAUGCCUCAUGUAUGGUUAUCCUUGUGCAUAUGACAAUGUCUUUAAAUGUUGUUAUUACUUUGCAGAAAGGGCGAAUAAAUAAAUGAUUUUAUG